Messenger RNA from Humulus lupulus (European hop), 786 nucleotides. RefSeq names its product glycine-rich RNA-binding protein-like. The transcript has 2 exons. Lineage: Eukaryota; Viridiplantae; Streptophyta; Magnoliopsida; Rosales; Cannabaceae. The record is from RefSeq and is a predicted model, not a curated record. Gene Ontology annotation, molecular function: mRNA binding. The coding region runs from base 86 to 604 and encodes 172 amino acids.
GAGGUAUUCUUACAUAGCCAAUUCUAUCAUCUUCUACUUAGCUCAGUUUAUUUUUUAGGGUUUCGUUUUCUUUUUCCUUCUCCAAAUGGCUUCUUCUGAUGCCGAGUACAGAUGUUUCGUCGGAGGGCUCGCAUGGGCCACCGACAGCAAGUCUCUCGAGGACGCUUUCUCUACCUUUGGCGAUAUCGUUGAAUCGAAGAUCAUCAAUGAUCGUGAGACCGGAAGGUCAAGGGGAUUUGGAUUCGUCACUUUCAAUAACGAAAAGGCGAUGAGAGAUGCCAUCGAGGGCAUGAACGGCCAAGAUCUUGAUGGACGUAACAUCACCGUAAACGAGGCCCAAUCACGCGGAAGCGGGGGCGGCGGCGGCGGCGGUUACAGCCGCGGAGGUGGCGGUGGAGGUUACGGAGGCGGUGGUGGCUACAGCCGCGGCGGCGGUGGAGGUGGAUACGGUGGUGGUGCCCGACGUGAGGGAGGCGGAUACGGUGGUGAUGGUGGCGGCUAUGGUGGCCGACGUGAAGGUGGUGGCUACGGAGAUGGUGGGGGCUCUCGGUACUCCAGCAGAGCAAGUGGUGGUGGUGCCGCUGAAGGCAACUGGAGAAGUUAGAUUUUAGAGUUUUGUGCUACUCUUGUUGAGUUAGGGUUUGGGGUUGGAAACGUUUGUGUUUUUGUUCUGUUUGGUUCGCUCUAUUUUUGAUCGAUGGGUCCUAUGUUGCUGCUCGUUGAAAAUAGAUGUUCUAUCUCGUUACUUUGUUUCAUGAAAUAUUAACGGCUUUUUCUUCACUAUAA